AUGGAUCCGGUCAGGGUCCAACAGCUGGCAGCUGAGCUGGAGGUGGAGAUGAUGGCCGACAUGUACAACAGGAUGACCAGCGCAUGCCAUCCGAAGUGCGUCCCUCCCCAUUACAAGGAAGCCGAACUUUCCAAGGGUGAAUCUGUGUGUCUGGAUCGAUGUGUCUCCAAGUACUUGGACAUUCAUGAGCGAAUGGGUAAAAAACUGACAGAGCUGUCCAUGCAGGAUGAAGAGCUGAUGAAGAGGAUGCAGCAGGGCUCAGGGCCGGUGUGA
Messenger RNA from Dromiciops gliroides (monito del monte), 273 nucleotides. RefSeq names its product mitochondrial import inner membrane translocase subunit Tim10-like. Gene Ontology annotation, cellular component: mitochondrial inner membrane. Gene Ontology annotation, biological process: protein insertion into mitochondrial inner membrane. The transcript has a single exon. Lineage: Eukaryota; Metazoa; Chordata; Mammalia; Microbiotheria; Microbiotheriidae. Bases 1 to 273 code for a protein of 90 amino acids. The record is from RefSeq and is a predicted model, not a curated record.